Arachis ipaensis is the source of this 423-nucleotide messenger RNA. Lineage: Eukaryota; Viridiplantae; Streptophyta; Magnoliopsida; Fabales; Fabaceae. The record is from RefSeq and is a predicted model, not a curated record.
AUGAGGAAGAAAAUCGUGAUUCAAAAGAGUCCAAGGGCAAAAAUUCUCAAACUCCCUGAGAAAUCUAGGCCUUCUCCUCACUCCAAAGAUCAUACUUUCACACCUUCACCAUCUCCUCCUCGCACCGAUCCAAUGACAUGCACCAAAACCGCUCCUAGGUAUCCCUCUUCUUCCAAGCCUACAACUCCACCAAGUGCUCCCUCAAAACCAAGCACUUCGAAGGGAAAGCGACCAACAACUGAGGAGCCAGCGCCUGAACCAUCGCGACCUAAGUCUAGGUCUGCACUUCAGCGUUCUCAAAGAGGUAACCCUCAUCACCCUCUCAAAUCGGUUAAAGAGCCUUCCAUUGACCCUUUUGAACACAAAGCACAAUUCAUGACCUCUCACUCUAAUUACAACCCCACCGUUUUUGAUUUGCCAUGA